GGGAUUACGUUUGUCACGGGCCUAAAUACCACCUCUGCCAAAAUUGUCUUUUGAAUGUUACACUAUUUAUAAGGCACUGAAUUGUACGAUGAGCUUCAUUUGAAAAUAAAGUCUCUCUCUUGAAGAACGUUGAAAAUGUGGUUCAGUGCGAAGUUGUGUUUCUUUUUAGUUUUUAUAGCUUCAAAUUUUGGUGCAUUUGUGAGGAGCGAUGGUGGAAAGGCGACGGAUUGUUUCCAAUGUCUAUGGGAUGGUAGUGGUAGUAGUAAUUGUGCUGAUAAUCCGGACAAAGUCAUUUCGUGUUCUACUGGAUACUGUUACACUAAUGUGAAUGCAAAAGGAAUUUUAGGUAGGGGCUGUGUUGGAAAAGAUGACGGUUUCGUCACAUCAAAUGAGAAUUGCGAAAGUAGAAAAGGCAAAUGCAUUUUGUGUUCCGAUCAAGUAAAGUGCAAUAACCAUAAGCUAAAGGAACUGAAAUGCUAUGAAGCCACGUACACAAUUUCUGAUCCAAUCAUUAUGACCAACACACAUUCAAAAGUAUGCGCAUGGGCAUUAGAAGAUUUGGGAUGUUAUCAUUUGGAAAAAAACGGUAAAAUUGAAAAAGGCUGCAUGAGUAAUUUGGAUGAACAAACACGAGCUCAGUACCAGGCGGAUAACGAUGUCGAAAUAUGUACUCGGGAAAAUUGCAAUUCAAUGGUUGUCAAACAGCUGAAAUGUUCUCAGUGCAGUAAUGAAAAGGACGUCAAUUGUGCUGAUCCGACAGCAUUGCAAAACACUGCAGACUGUUCACAAGUUUCGAGCUCCUGUUUAGUUGGAAUUGAUAAAAAUGGAGCUACACAUCGAACUUGCGGCACGACUGAGCAGCAGGCAAAAGAUAAAUUUGAAAAGUAUGAAAUGUGCCACGGAACUACUUGCAACGAUCACAUUUUCCCCGAACAUCGUCUCAAAUGCUUGCAGUGUCAAGGUGGCAGUGAUUGCGAACUUAAAACACCAGAGUCGAAGCAAAAUCUAAAGCCGAAAGUGUGUGAGAUCUACACCGAUAAGGAAAAGUGCUACACUUAUUACGAGAAUGGAGGAAAAGUCUAUCGCGGCUGCAUGACUGAUCAGACGGAUAGCCGGAAAUCUUGCGAAAAAAAUGAUUCAAAUUGCCAAAAAUGCGAUGAAUCAGGUUGCAAUGACAAAUCAGGUGCAAAAAAAGUCAAAGUUUCGCUUCUCCUUGGCGUAACGUUAGCUACAGCAGUUAUUUUUGGGUUACUUAGAUAGAAACAAAGGGUGAACAUAAUGCAUACCGGGCAACGCAGCCAACUUCACGUUGGUUGUCACUUGGUUACUACUGCAACGCAUUGACGUAUGCUUGUAUUCGAAAAAAAAAACCAAUUAAAAUGAACUAAAACCAAAUGAAAAUUUAUUCCAAAUAAUUUGAGAGAUAUAUUUUUUAAUAAAGUAUAAUUUCUACUUAUAUUCAACCAAGUUUUAGAGAAAUCAUAGUCUUUGUUUUGCUGCAACAAGACUUUGUUGUUUAGUCAGAACGAAAGUAGAAAUUAAUUGUGAACAAUCCAUUUCAAAGUCUUAUUGCAGCGAAACCAACUCUAUGAUUUUUUUUAAAAUUUUGCCAAAUAUAAGUAGAAAAGGUACUCUUUUAGGAAAUAUGUUUUCUAAUUUUUUUUUGAAUCUACUUUUCAUUUGGUUUUAGUUAACUUUAAUCUGGUUAUUUUUCAAUCAGAAGCAUACGUCAAUCGCAACGCAAAGUGGCACAAGCUUGUACCAUUUUUCGCAUACACACGCGUAUGAAAGCAACGAUUGUAUGCAGAAAAUGGGACAUGCUUGUGCCACUUUGCGUUACGACUGACUGUAGUUGGCCGGGCAACCGCUUUGGCGUGGCGCUGUCAACAAUGUUGCCCCAUUCAUUCACACUUUGGAUAGAAAAUAAUAUUCUGUUGAAAUGUAUUUCUUGAGAUUGCAAAUAAAAUGUGGAGUCAACCAUAGA
Sitodiplosis mosellana (orange wheat blossom midge) is the source of this 1984-nucleotide messenger RNA. RefSeq lists its product as uncharacterized. Lineage: Eukaryota; Metazoa; Arthropoda; Insecta; Diptera; Cecidomyiidae. Bases 136 to 1260 code for a protein of 374 amino acids. The transcript has 3 exons. The record is from RefSeq and is a predicted model, not a curated record.